Messenger RNA from Owenia fusiformis, 9925 nucleotides. NCBI's taxonomy places the organism in Eukaryota, Metazoa, Annelida, Polychaeta, Sabellida, Oweniidae. The record is from the annotation of a GenBank genome assembly.
GUCAAAUCCUGACCAUCAAUCUGGGACCACAAUCCCUGAUACUGCAAACCUUAAUGUAAAAGACAAAACCUUCACACGUGAAGACAUCGGGGGCAAAGGUGAUAUAAAUGGUUUCAGAAAGGUUAUCAAAUAUGAAUUCAGGUCAUAUGCCCUAUCUCAGACAAUAAGACAUAUUGUCUUUAAAAAAUAUUGUGUAGAUUUCACAGAAAUUGAACUGGAUGUUAUCCAUGAAGAAAGAUGUCUGUUUGGUCUGCUAAAUUUGAGUGAUUGGGAUGAUUUUUUAGUAAUAGGAAAAGUGAGGGACCUUGAAAGUGUUAGCAAAAUGGAUGAAAGUUCAGAUACACCUAAUCUUGUACCCCACUUGAAGUCUUAUACAGAUUCACAAUUCCACGUAGUAGACAAAACCUUUGCUAGAGCAGAUUUUGGAUUCAUCGAUGAUAUAAAUGGUUUCAGAAAAAUCAUCAAAAAUCAUCUGAAGUCAUACAUUAAAUCUCAGACAGUAAGGUACAUUAUCCUUAGAGAUCUACAUGAAAAUUUCACUGAAGCUGAAAUAGAUGUUCUCCAUGAAGAAAAAUUUAGGCUAGGACUUUCAAAUACAGAUGAUACGGUUGAUUUAUUAGUAUGCAAGAUGAAAGACCCAAAAGGUACUAGUCAGAUUGGUAAAGCUGUAUGUACACCAUAUCUAGUGCCCCAUCUGAAACCUGUCCCUCCUCUCAGCUUGGAAUCAAUGUAUACAACACCAGACGAUGCCACUGUACCUGCUAUUGGGUUUGAUACUGAAUCUGACCUUGUAUGCUUGUCUGAUUCUGAUGAUGACAUUUAUGUCGUUGAUGAUGAUGAUAUCAAAGGUGAUGGUGUAAUGACAUGGGAGAACAGUGAUGAUGAUGAUGUUGAAUAUGAGUUAGUUGAAACAGAUGAUGAGUUCAAGGAGUUUCCUGAUGGAAAUGUGUGGCAAUUUGAACUCCCUCCUAGUCUGUAUGAAGAAUUUGAUGUUCCAGAUCUUGAUGAGCUACCAAUUUUAGAAUCUUCAAUAGGAGAGAAAGUACUUGAGUCUAAUAAUGAUGAUGAUAAUGAUGACUUGUCUAAUCGUGAAUGUCCAAACACUGGUAAAAUUUUAGACCCUUGUCCUAUUUCAAAGGAAACUACUCUCAAAAGUUGCUUGAAGAAACCUUGUAAGGCAAGUGGAGAAGUUGAAGUCAAAGAAAUAAGCAUACAGAAAUGUAAAGAAAUCAAGCCAAAUGAACAAUCUGAUAAACUGGAAAAACCAAAUGACAUGUCUAAGGAUCAUGAAUAUCCAAAGACUAAAAUUCUAAACCCUGGUCCCAUUUCAAAGGAAACUUCCCUCAAAAGUUGCUUGAAGAAACCUAAGACAAGUGGAGAAAUCAUGUCAAAUGAACCAUCUGAUAAAUUUGAACAAUCAAAGGAAUGUCCAAAGACUAAAAUUCUAGACCCUGGUCCUAUUCCAAAGAAAACUAGCCUCAAAAGUUGCUUGAAGAAUACAGCCAAGAUAAGUGGAGAAGUUGAAGUCAUAUUAACUGAAGCUGAACCAAAUCGCAAGGAAAACCUUACACAAGUUCUCCUUCAAAGUUGUUUUAAGAAGCCCACUCCAGAUAAAAAUAACAUGAAAGAAGUUUCAUUUACUCCAUCAACAAAAUCUGGUCCUCCAUCCCUGGAACCUGGAGAAAUAGGCAAAAAAAUGAAACUCAGAAGUUGUUUCGCUCUUACUCAAUCUCUUGCAAAAUCUUGUGUCAAUGCAAUUCCGAUGAAGUCAGACUUUUCAAGACCUGAAAAAAGUUAUCACAAGAAAACAAUAGUUGAUACUGUUCCUGGUCCAUUUGUCAGUAAGCUUGACAUACCAGGUAGUGAAGCUUCUGUAAACAUAGUGGCAGAUGACAAUAUAUCUCACACACAAACAGAUAAUUCAAAUAUGGCUAAUCAAAAUUUAGCAGGGAAUAAAGCAGAACUAAAGAGCGAUCUUCAUUCACAGGAAUUGACCCAGCAGAAUCCUUUAAAAAAUCCAAAUACAUUAAGUGAAGAAGUCCCACAACAUGAAGUCAUUGACUUGACAGAAGAUAUGACGGAUGAAAAUUUGACUGGGAAUGAUUCUGGAGUGAAUUUUGGGUCUAGUUCCACGCAAGAGUUGAGCUCAAAAUCUCGGAAUAUUAUCAAAGAUUCAAACAAAGUACAACCUCGAGUCAUUGACCAUGCAAAAAAUAUUGGUGAUGAAAAUUUAACAGAAGAUAAUUCAGGAGUAGUUAGUAGUUUAGAUAAAGUAAAAAUUAUACAACCUCGAAUUAUUGACCACACAAAAACCAUCAAUGAUGAAAAUUUAACAGAAGAUAAUUCAAGAGAAGUAAGUGGUUCAAAGCAAAAGACUUUAUUUAGAAAAUUAAAAACCACUGAUAAAGUAAAGGCUAUCAGACCUCAUAUUGUUGACGUAACAUACCUAAGUGACUCAGAUUCAGAUUCCUCUGGAUCUACUAAGAUGCCACUGGAUCCUAACCAUCUGAGACAAUUGAGAAAUUCUAAAGUUGUAGACCUAUCUGUGUAUCGCUCAUCUCAGCAUAAGUCCCCAGAGGAGCAGGAUGAACAAAAUGUUGAGGAGUUAUUUCCAAAAAUAAAUUCUUCACAAAGUCAACAAUCCAAAAUUGUAACUACAUACAAUUCUGGAAUGCUUGAUCCAAGGAUGAUUCAAAAUUCUGAAAUGCAACUUCCAAGCACAGUUCAAAAUCCUGGAAUUCAACAGCCAAUGAUGUUCCAAAAUCCUGGAAUGCAACAGCCAGGGAUUGUUCAGAACCCUGAAAUACAACAGCCAAGAAUGGUACAACUUCCCGAAAUGCAACAGCCAAGAAUGGUACAAAAUCCCGAAAUGCAACAGCCAAGAAAGGUACAAAAUCCCGAAAUGCAACAGCCAAGGAUGACUCAAAAUCCUGAAAUGCAACAGCCAAGAAUGGUGCAAAAUCAUGGAAUGCAGCAGCCAAGGAUGAUUCAAAAUUCCGUAAUGCAACAACCAAGGUUUGUUCAAAAUCCUGAAAUACAACAACCAAGAAUGGUGCAAAAUCCUGGAAUGCAACAGCCAAGGAUGAUUCAAAAUCCUGAAAUGCAACAGCCAAGGAUGAUUCAAAAUCCUGAAAUGCAACAGCCAAGGAUGAUUCAAUAUCCUGUAAUGCAACAGCCAAGAAUGGUUCAAAAUCUACCAAGGAUGGUUCAAAAUACUGAAAUGCAACCACCAAGGAUGAUUCAGAAUCCUGGAAUACAUCAGCCAAGGAUAAUUCAAAAUCCUAAAAUGCAACAGCCAAGGAUGAUUCAAAAUCCUGGAAUACAACAACCAAUGAUGGUUCAAAAUCCUGGAAUGCAACAGCCAGGGAUGCCUCAAACUCCUGGAAUGCAACAGCCAAGGAUUGUUCAAAAUCCUGGAAUACAACAACCAAUGAUGGUUCAAAACCCUGGAAUGCAACAGCCAGGGAUGCCUCAAACUCCUGGAAUGCAACAGCCGAGGAUUGUUCAUAAUCAUGAAAUACAACAGCCAAGAUUGGUUCAAAAUCUUAAUAUGCAACUGCCAAGGAUGUCUCAAAAUCGUGGAAUGCAACAGCCAGGGAUUGCUCAAAAUCCUGAAAUUCAGCAACCAAGAAUGAUUCAAAACCCUGAAAUUCAGCAGCCAAGAAUGAUUCAAAACACUGGAAUGCGACAGCCUGGAAUGAUUCAAAAUCCUGGAAUGCAACAGCAAAGAAUGAAUCCUGAAAUGCAACAACCAAGAAUGGCUCAAAAUCCUGGAAUGCAACUGCAAAGGUUGAAUCCUGAAAUGCAACAACCAAGAAUGGUUCAAAAUCCUGAAAUACAGCAACCAAGAAUUGUUCAAAAUCCUGGAACUCAUCAGUUACAAAUAGAUCAAAAGCGAUUUCCAGAAUUAGUUCAUUAUCCAAGUACCAUUCAACGGCAAUUUUCAAACACUACUGUAAUGCAACCUUCUGGAUUUGUUCAUCUUGUUACAUCUCAAACUGGGGUCCAGAAUCCUACUCCUGGAGUUCAUCAGUCUCUCAUUGGAGUUCAACAGACUUCCCCUGGAGUUCAACAAAGUCACCCUGGAGUUCAACAGCCUCCCAGUGGAGUUCAACAGCCUCUCAUUAGAGUUCAACAACCUUACUCUGGAGUUCGGUUGGCAUCUGCUACAUUUCAGCAGCCUCCACCUGGAGUUCAACAGCCUCCUCCAGGAGUUCAACAGCCUCCCAGUGGAGUUCAACAGCCUCCCAGUGGAGUUCAACAGCCUCUCAUUGGAGUUCAACAACCUCACUCUGGAGUUCGGUUGGCUUCUGCUACAUUUCAGCAGCCUCCCCCUGUAGUUCAACAGCCUCCUCUUGGAGUUCAACAGACUCCCUCAGGAGUUCAACAGACUUCCUCUGGAGUUCAACAGCCUCCUCCAGGAGUUCAACAGACUCCCUCUGAAGUUCAACAGUUCUCCUCUGGAGUACAGCAGCCAUUUGCUACAAUUCAGCAGGCUUCCCUUGGAGUUCAACAGCCUCUCCUAGGAGUUCAUCAACCUCCUCUCAGAGUUCAACAGCUUCCUUCUAGAGUUCAGCAGUCUCCCUUUGAAUUUCGCCAGCCUCUUCAUGGAAUUCAACAGCCUCCCCAUGGAAGUCAACACCACCCCCAUGAAAUCCAAGAGCCUAGCCAUAAAAUUCAAGAGUCUCUUCCUCUUGGCAUUCUACCAGCAAUUGGAUCUACAUUAUCAGUCAAAAAAGCAUCUAAGAACCCUCAAAUGUCACUUGCCUCAUACUAUGAUGAACAAGAUGCAAUGUAUGGUCCUUCUGAACCUACUGAUAACAAAUCAGAUAAGAAGCCUCCAUUGCCCCUAGAACCCCCUUUGCCGAAAGAACCCCCUUCACCAAAGGAACCCCCUUUGUCAUCUCCCAAGACAAUGAAGAUUGAAACACCUAUUUCACCAUCAACAAACACACAUGGAAGCAUACCAAAACCAACUGUGUUACCAAUAAAUGAAUCUUCUGAGAAUAAAAGUUUGCCUUCUGAAUUGGUUGAAAAUGAGAAGGGUCAAGUAUCGGUUGAUAAUGAGCAGAACAAGCCAGCACCGGUCAAAUAUAAGCAAAAUGAGCCGGCAUUGGAUGAAAAUGACCAGACUGAGCCAGCAUUAAAUGAUGGUGAGAAGCCAAAGUUAGACGAAAAGAAGGUUGUUAAGUUAAAACAGCAAAAGCGCAAAAUGGAAGACAUGUACAAGGAGACUUUGAAAUCAACUAAAAAAAUGCGAAGAGAUAUUGAUGAGGCUUUAAAGCAGCGUAAAAGAGAUAUUGAAAUAAAAAAAGAAAAAGAACAACAGCGAAAGAGAGAUAUUGAAGAAGAAAAAAAGAGGCAGCAUUUAGUAGCCAUUGAAAGAAGAGAAAGAAGGCUCAUGGCAAAAAUUGAAACUGAAAAUGAACUCAAAAGAGCAGAACUUAAAUUGAAUGCUAAAAAACGUUGUCAUGAAUCAAAAACAUGGGCAAAACAUGUGGUUAAUUUAGUAGAAACACCUGCCCUUGAUUCAGUUGAAAAACCUGCCCUCGAUUCAUUUGAAAAAUCUACCCUUGAUUCAGUUCAACAACCACCCCUUCAUUCAAAGGAAAUGCUCGCCCUUGAUUUAGUAGAAACACAUGUUAAAGAUCCAGUAGAAACAACAAUAACUGCAUCAGGAGAGGAAAUCAAUCCAAGAACAGCCAUUGAUAAAACCAUUGAAUACCAAUUAACAGAACUUACAUCAUGUGCUCAGAAUUUGUUGAAGAAUCAACAUGAAAAGCUGAAAGAAACUGCUAAGGGAGUCCUAAACAAUGUUCUUGUGGGACCACAAGGACAUACACAACCAUCUGGAAAGAAAAAUAUGUCUCUACAUUCCUAUGUUGAUGAACUUUUGGACAACACAUAUGAUCAAUAUGACCCUGCAGAACCAACCAAUGAAGAGACAGAGGAUGGAGAUAUUGUUGCUUAUGAUGAAAGUAUACAUGAACCAAACGUUGAUUUGGAUACAUGUGACCAGGAAUACAAAGAAAAUGUUGAUGGUGCUACUGAAAAGGAUGAAAAGAUUCAGCAAUAUGCAAGUAUUGGAUUCAAAGAUACGAUUUGUGAACCUAAGAUCGAAGAAAGGGUAAAUGUUCACACAAGGAGCCCAAGUGCAAUAGAGAAAGAGUUGUACGGAGAAGAUUACCAACCAAUAGAAAUAGAGUAUCCACCUGAAGAAUCUGAUGAAGAGGUUGAGUACAUUCAAGAAGAGCCUCUUGUGGAAGAAAAAUAUGUCCCAGAGGAGUCAGAUGAGUUGGAAAGAGAACUGUAUGGCGAUGACUACACACCUAUAGAGAUAAAAUAUGAGGACCCUGACAAAAAUGAGUUUGAUGAGGCUGAUAUAUUUGAGAGAAAUAAGGAAGAAGAUUUCUAUAUUACGCAAAUGGAACAGUUCAGGAAAUCCAUGCAUAAUCAAAAUGAAUCGAGUGAAGUUCAAGAUAUGGAUGAUACAACAUCACUAAUAACCAUAAGUGACACCGAACCAUGUAUAAAUGACACUGACCAGAUAUCAAAUCCUAAAAUGGUUGAGGAAAAACGUUCAGCAUCUGAAUCUGAAGAUGGAUUAAUACUGUCUCAUAUAGAGAUACUGGGUGAGCUUGAGGAGCUGGAAACCAAAGUCAAAGUGCCACAUAGACAAGGUACAACCAAAAAACUGAAAGAGAGAUUCAUUGCAUACCAAAGUGUCAAAAGUGAAGAGCCUGAAAUAUCUGAGAUGCCGACAGAGGAAGAUUUGGAAGAAUUUUAUAAGAUCUCUGCUUCAGCUGAGCGAAAAACGAGUCCACGUGGAAGAAAAAUUGCUGGACAUGGCCCCAUUCUUUGUUAUAAUACACCUAAGAAUCACAAUAUUCCUGAUAAUCAGCAAAGCAUGCCUAAUCAGAACAAUGUACCUAAUCAGCAAGGUUUACCCAAUCAGGAAAAUAGCGCUGAUCUAUCUAAUCAGCAACAUGAAAAUGUCCAAGCUAUGAUACAGAUAUCUGAUUGUAACAAACAAAAGGCUGACCAAUAUCAUAGACAAAAAUUUAAAAAGCAGCGGUACAAAUCUAAGAAAAAGCCUUAUAUAUCAAAGCAACAACAACCCAGGCAACAUAUAGUUCAUGGGGUUACUCAAGCAAAACAAGAAACUCAAAAUGAAAAUAUGCCUCGUCAGCACAGUGAGUCUAAUCAGCCCAGCAAACAUCAACAUCAAAAUGAGAUCUAUCCAAUAGAAUCAAAACAAACUUUGAAGAAUGAAACUAGUAAUCCAAAUAAGGGUAAAGUAUUACUCCCAACUCCAAACAUAGCAAUAAGCCUUGGCUCUUCAAGUACUUCUGUCUCUGACAAUAUUACAGGAACAUCUAAACCAGCAAACCACAAUAAAGAAAAGCAGCCCGAGGCUCAAAAUCGAAGAAAAGUGCUUCUUCCUACUCCAGUUCAAGCAAAAGCUGUAGAAAAAACAGCAGUUUUUCCCACAGCAUUGGAAGUUAGCCAGCCACCAUUCCAUGGGAAUAUCAAUCAGUUACCUUCAGAAGUACCAGCAGAUCAGGCUACUGUAUUUGAGGUUAGUCAGCCACCAUCCAUAGUUGUAACUACAGAUCAGUCAAGGGGUGAUGUUGACCUUAGGCCCCCAGUCAAAGAACAGAAUGCAACAAAAAUAUUCUCCAAAGAUCUAGAUUUAAGGGAGAAAGAGACAGUUGAUAGAGAUGAAAGGAAAAUAACACCCAAGAAAGAUACUGAUCACAGGAGUGAAUUAUCUAAUAAGGAUUUAGAUCUUAGAGACCAUACACAUUAUGGAAAUCAAGAAAAGUUGUCUCAAAAGGGACACAAAAUUACCCAGGAUUCAGAUCUGAGGGGGGAAAUGAAUACCCAGAGUUUGAAUCAGAAAGAAAAAAUUGGUAUUGAGGAUUCAGACCUAAGGGAGAAAGGUGAGACCCAGGAUUCAAAUCAAAGAAUCCAAACUACACUUCUUGAUUCUGACCAGAGAAAGCUUGAUGUUGACCAGAGGGAUCGAAAACCUCUUCUUGACACCAAACCAAGUGUUCAGUCUAGUAGUUCGGUAAAUACAGUGAUUCAAGACAAAAUAGGUAAAAGGGGACGAAGUCACGCUGGUGGAGAUUUAAGAGGAAAGAGCUAUGAGAGGGCAAAUCCUAGGGGGCAAGACCACGCAGAAGUUGUAGUCCACAGAGUGAAACAAGGAGGCCAGAGUAUAAUCAUCACAAUGAUGAUGGAAGACAUAGAUCAAGAAGUCCAUUUGGAGAAAAACAUCUUCCUUUUGACGGAAGACAUAGUUCAUAUGAAGGAGAUCAAAGGAGAAAAUGGAACAGCCCAAAUAGAGACGAUAGAGCAUCUAGUUCCCAUGAUAGAGCACAUAGCCCUUUUGAACAAGGACAUCCUCAUUUUGAUAGAGGACACAGUCCAUAUCAUUGGGAGCAAAGCUCAUUUGAAAGAGGCCAUAGCCCCUUUGAACGAGGGCGUAGCCCUUUUGAGAGAGGACCUUCUCCUUUUGAAAGAACACAUAGCCCUAGAAGACACAGCCCUUUUGAAAGAGGACGUCCUCAAUUUGAACAAGAACAUGGCCCAUUUGAUAGAGAACAUGGGUCAUUUGAAAGAAAACAGGGAUCUUUUGAGAGAGAAGCCCAUCAUAUUGAACGAGGGCAUAGCCCUAGAAGACAUAGUCCGUUUGAAGGAAGAUCUCAUUUUGAGCGAGGGCACAGUCCAUUUGAACGAGGACCUCCACCUUUUGAAAGAGGACAUAGCCCAUAUCAAAACAGGGAUCAUGCGAGACAGUGGCAUAGCCCUCAUAGAGACGACAGAGGACAUAGUCCAUUUGAAAGAAGACAUAGCCCAUUUGAAAGAAGACAUAGUCCAUUUGAGAGAAGAUAUGGUUCAUUUGAAAGAAGACAUAGUCCAUGUGAAAGAAGACGUAGUCCAUUUGAAAGAAGACAUAGCCCAUUUGAAAGAGGGCAUAGUCCAUUUGAAAGAAGACAUAGUCCAUUUGAAAGAGGACGAAGUCCGUUUGAAAGAAGACAUAGUCCAUUUGAAAGAGGACAAAGUCCAUUUGAAAGAAGGCAUGGACCAUUUGAAAGGGCACAAAGUCCCUUUAGAAAAGAGGAUGAAAGAAAACAUUGGAAUAGCCCUGGCAGAGAUGAAGAAUACCACAGAGAACAUAGGCCAAGAGGUUCCUGGCAUAGUCCACCAAGAGAUGGAAGAGAUUUUAGGCCUCCGUUUGACGGCCGGGAUAGGCAUUGGGAUAAUCAUGAACCUCGUGAUCCAAGGUACCACUGAACAUAGGCACAAUGCUUAAGAAGCUACGUGUAUCUAUAGAUUUUAAGGAUUCUAUGAAAAGCAUUGUGCUGUCCAUGUUAUCAGAAUAUAUGACAUUAAACUACAUGAUGUAAGCGGCCAUGUCAAGUAGCAUAACAUAAUGAAUGUUGAGUUCAAUGUAGUUAUGCAAUCAGAUUUGACCAAAUUUUGAAGGAGUAUGAUGUAAAUGGAUGUUGACAACUAUAUAGCUAUGCCGUCAGAUUUGACAAAGUUUUGAAGGAGUAUGAUAUGAAUGGAUGUUGACAACAAUAUAGCUAUGCCGUCAGAUUUGACCAAAUUUUGAAGGAGUAUGAUGUAAAUGGAUGUUGACAACUAUAUAGCUAUGCCGUCAGAUUUGACAAAGUUUUGAAGGAGUAUGAUAUGAAUGGAUGUUGACAACAAUAUAGCUAUGCAGUCAGAUUUGACAAAAUUUUGAAGGAGUAUGAUAUGAAUGGAUGUUGACAACAAUAUAGCUAUGCCGUCAGAUUUGACCAAAUUUUGAAGGAGUAUGAUGUAAAUGGAUGUUGACAACUAUAUAGCUAUGCCGUCAGAUUUGACAAAGUUUUGAAGGAGUAUGAUAUGAAUGGAUGUUGACAACAAUAUA